GUACACAAGGCCAUGAUAAAAGCUGAUGUAGCAGCUGCACUGGUACACACACACACACACACACACACAGAUAUCCGACCUCACAGCAUCUCCAUCCACGCACAGGUGAACUUCAAGUGACUCAUCAGCGGCAGUGAGGAAGCAAGUAGCCCACAUCAUAUCGUCAUGGAAACAGCAUGUGAGAGUUAGCAAGAGGGAAUGAGCAGCGAGAGGGAGGGAGAGGGACGGAGAACAAGUAGGAACUGCAUUAGAAAACAAGCACAGUCUCCAGAACCAUCUGAAAGCCUCAAAACUAUUGGCACACUAUCUAUCUCUUGGACCUUCUAGCAACUAUUAAAUAACUACUGAAGAAUAUUUGCUGUACCAGACUGAUUCUCACUGCUACUGCAGGUUGUGAAAUUCUCACAAUGCCCUGAAUGUCCAUAAGUCCAAGGAACUGAUGGAAUCUCUUUGGCUCUGAAAAAAAAAGCAGUUUUCACACAACUGUCCCACCUGAAAGACAAAGACAAAGUUCUCUCUGGAAGAAGAAUGGAGCACACAACCUUGUUUUGUCCAUCUCAGACUUGGAAAGGCCCUAAUGUUUCGACGUUUUCAUCUGAGUGGGAUGAUACGUUGAACUCCUACCUGUUGGCACCUGAUGUGAUUAAACCUCCUCCACAAUUCCAAGAUCCAGAGGAACCAUGCCAGGCCACACCUACUAACGUAACUGUCAUUAGAAAGAGGGAUAAAGACACAGUCAGGACAGGCGCCAUGCAAAAAGAGCGCAGGAGCAGACCUGUCAGUGCCAUCGAACACCACAGACGUUCAUUAUCACUUUCCACAGCCAUCACCUCCAACCCAGGUGCAACACGGCGCCGGUGUGAAAGCUAUGCCCUGUCAUAUCCCAGCAGCAGCUCCGACGACAGUGGCAGUGAUAGCACUUCUGUGAGGAGAGGAGAUCGCCUUCCUGAUGCAGUGCCUCAGCACAAGGCUCGGAGCAUUGUUUUGAGAAAAGCUAAAAGGAAACCGACCCCACCUACACGGACAGUGUCGCUGCCCAGACUCACAGAUGUGACGCAUCCAGAGCGUAGAACACAGAGUCUCUACAUUUCCAAUGAUGCACAGAAUGUCAUGCUCCUUCCAGAUCUUAUUCCAUUAUCUAAGGAAGAAGCCGGUGACCCCGGGAAGACCGCGCUCGCUCCCGAAGCACCAGGAGAGGUUCCAGUGAAUCAGGCCAUCUCCAGUCACAGGCCACUAAAAGACCUAAGGUCUAGUGAACCAUGCAAGUCUAGCACUUCCUCUGUGGGAUAUCCUCUAAACGAACCUGCAAAAGUCUCUUCCAACUCCGACUGCAACAACUCCCCAUCAUCCUCUCGCUCUUCUCCCUCUCAGCCUUCUAUCUCCUCCCCUACCAAACCACCUGGCUCAGCCUCGCCCUCCAGUGGCUACUCGAGCCAGUGUGAGACUCCUACUCAGCCGACCGCUAUUACAACAGGAGUCUGCAGAAUGCGGCCCAAACAUUCUGGUGCUGUUCCUGGCCAACAUAUCCGAAACUGCAGAUCAAGAUUAUCCCUGCAGUUACCUGAGACACAAGCGGUUAGCCCGAACCCAGAACCUUCUGUCGUCCUGCCAAAAGUCAACCGCCGUUACUCUGAUGCCUCACACCCGAAGCAGAGGCUGAGUAACAGCAUGCUGAUAAUGCCUGUGGUGACUCAGGAAGACCUGAACAAUGUGCGCUUGCGCUCAGUCAGCAGCUCUGACCUAGACACCACAGCUGUCAUUGAGGAAGAGAAUGAAAGGGAUGCAGGCUCUGUUGCUGCUCAGAACAGCCCAAAAAACAAACCCCCUGUAGCACCCAAGCCACCUGUGUCUAAAAGACCACCUUGUGCAGCAGCAGUGACUAAUUCUAGCACAACUUCUGCUGCAGAUCCGAAGGUAACCAAUGCCAAUUACGGACAAAGCAGCGUUUUUUCAAUGGUUAACAAAGUUAAGCCCAAGGUUGUUCUUCCAUCCUCAUCAAACGCCAGUAGUGACCAUAAGCAGCAAUCUCAAGAGCAUAUGAAGGAGACAAGUCGCUUACAAUCCCAGUGUAGUUCCGAUUAUACAAAUGCGUUGUCCUUCAAACCUGCUACUGACGCCAAACCGAGCGAGCCACAGAAGAAGAGAAGAGCACCGGCCCCUCCGGUUUCAAAGAGACCCAAUACAGUCUACUUACCCUGUGAUAACACGUCCGUACUGGAGAAGCAUGUCCAGUCACCUCCGAAUUAUUCAAAGCCAGAGAGUUCUCAGCGAGAAUACCACGUCACGGUGUAUGGACUCAUUCCAACUUGCUCAGAAGUUGAUGAAAAAGUACCACCAAAUGUAACUGAAUAUGAAUUCUAUGAUAAAGAGGAUGGGCAAGUGCCAGAAAUCGGUGCUCUUCAUUUGGUGAAUGAAGAGGAUGAGGUUUUUCUUCACAAGCCCUCCUCUCACACAACAGAGGACCUUUUCACCAUUAUUCACAGGUCGAAGAGGAAACUCCUGGGUCGUAAAGACUCUUUAGAUAACAAGCAAGGUGACUUUGGCACUCACACUCUCGGCGGUGUUUCUAAGUCUACUUCCCAGAACGACAACUUCAUGGCUCUUCUGAGAAGGACGAGAAGUGCCAAGGCCAGCUGCGGGAGUCGAAUCUCAGCUGCAGAACUUCUGAGGAGCUCGAAACCUGCAGCAGCUACCGGCUCCACGGAUCUGACCAGUUACAAAAAACACAACAUGAUGCAAUCUCACGGUCCUUGAACUGUCAUUGUCAUCGAUGCUGUUUUGGCUGAAUAUCACAUUGUCACAGUAUUGCUCGCUUAAGCUUGUGAACAAUCUGCUUGUAUAAAAAACACCUGCUGUUUGAAAUUUUCAGAAAUCUGACAGUUUAGAUAUUGUUUAAUCUUUAAAACUAAAAACCUUCUUUGGUAACUAAAGAUUAUGACGUGUAAAAUGAGUAAAAGAUUUAUAUUCUGCAAAUUGCAAAUGUUAACAUAAAGAGCUGGCUUUAUAUUGUCUAAAUGUUAGUUAUACUUUACGUUAUAUUAUAAAAUGUAUUUGUCUCUACUGCCUUGAGUGGAAUUUUGUGAAACAGCACAGUAAUGCUGUAUAUUAUUGACUGUUUUCAGAACAUACCAUACUGUAGAUCUAUUCAAAGUAUUAAAUUUCUAUCCAUA
This is a messenger RNA of Pangasianodon hypophthalmus (striped catfish), 3170 nucleotides long. Its product is annotated as NHS-like protein 2. The record is from RefSeq and is a predicted model, not a curated record. The transcript has 5 exons. Gene Ontology annotation, biological process: cell differentiation. The coding region runs from base 529 to 2754 and encodes 741 amino acids. Lineage: Eukaryota; Metazoa; Chordata; Actinopteri; Siluriformes; Pangasiidae.